AUGCGCCUCUACCUCCUCCCAAUUUCCACCCGGCGCACCCUCCUCUACUGCCAAAAGCUCCAACCGCCAUCUGCCUCGGCGGCCUCUGCCAUAACCGGCUCUUCUCCGUCUACUCCAACAUCAACAAAACAAAAACAAUCAUGGGGCGACUACAUCCAGACCAAAGCAGCCCUAACCUGGGCGUCCUGGGAGAAGAAGGAAUCCGGCUGGCAAAAGUCCGUCGUCGGUUACGGCAACCACCUGCUCAGGAAGCUUCCCUACGAAGAAUGGGCGUUAAAGAGCGUGCCACCCUUGACCAAGGCGCGACAACGACAGCUUGAAGCGUUCGUGCAGGAACAGGCGCAGGAGCAGGGAGGGUUUGAGAAGGAAUCAUCAGCGGAAGCGGAGAAGGGAGGCAAGAGGGGGAAAGUUCUGGAUGUGGGCAAGGUAGAGGUGGUGUACCCCGGUGGACUGAUUACCGCGGAACGAGUGCCGAGGAUAUUGCACAAGUUGGCGACGGAGAGGGAGGGGCAUCAUAAGAAGUGGUUCUGGUAUUGUUUGGCGGGGAUGCCGGUUACUAUUCCUAUUGGCAUCUUACCGUUAGUCCCAAACCUCCCCUUCUUCUACCUCUGCUACCGCGCCUGGUCCCACCACCGCGCCCUCUCCGGCGGCAAACACCUCUCCUACCUGCUCCAACACCCCUCGCGCCUGCUAUCCUACACGCCCUCGCCCAUCCUCGACGAAGUAUACUCCACCCAGCGCUUCCCGCUCCCGUUCACUCCCGAGCCGACCACGGGCCCCGAAGCCGAGACAGUUAAGCACCCGGAUCCGGCCAAGGUCGUCGAGGCGAUGAACGGCAAAAACACCAGCAGCACGACGGAAAAGACUGUGGGUGGGGUGAAUUUGGGUCACGUCCUAGAAGAAGGCGAAGUGGAAAAUGGCGAAGUCAUGUUGCUGAGCCAGGAGAACGCGAAGAAGAUGGUCAAGUUGCUGGACGUGCCUGAACUUGAGGUGGAGUUGGAACGGGCAAUUUGGCAGGUUGAGACGGCGGUGGAGAAGAAGAAUAGGGAGAUUGGGGCGGCGGUGAAGGUGAGUGCGCCGACGGUGGACGAGAGCAAGAAGGAGAAAGCGCAGUGA
This is a messenger RNA of Sordaria macrospora k-hell, 1116 nucleotides long. RefSeq lists its product as uncharacterized. Gene Ontology annotation, cellular component: mitochondrial inner membrane. Lineage: Eukaryota; Fungi; Ascomycota; Sordariomycetes; Sordariales; Sordariaceae. The record is from RefSeq and is a predicted model, not a curated record. Gene Ontology annotation, biological process: potassium ion transport; proton transmembrane transport.